UCACCUGUCCUCCCUCCCUCCCUCGCUGUCGGGGCGAAGCUCCCGCGGCCGCUGCUCUCGGCGCAAUGAGCGGCGCCGCGCUCCUCUACCUGCUGGCCGCACUUACAUCCUUGAAUGCAAUGAUGGUCAACGUGAAGGUCCCGCACAUGGAAAUAGCUCGAGGAGAUGCUUUACAUUUACAAUGUACCUAUCAAACCACCGCACCAAUUAAAAACCAUCUUAACAUUGAAUGGAUUCUAGUCGAAGAAGAAGAACCAACGAUCGAUGUAAUCCAGUACUUCUACGACGGAAUAUACAGCGUUGGAAAAAACUACAAGGGCAGAGUAAACUUUACAGGAGAUGCCAACGGGGAAGAUUGUUCAAUAGCGAUCCAGAAUGCACAGAUAACUGACACUGGAACCUACGUGGUAGAAGUCACAACACCUUUUGACUUGGCUGGCACGCGGAAAGAAACAGUGGAUGUGAUUGUAUUGGUUCCUCCAACGCCGCCCAUUUGCAAAAUAGAGGGCAAAGCAGAAUAUGGGGAGACUGUCAAACUGAUGUGCCACUCGGAGGAAGGGUCGCCUGCCCCAGUGUACUCCUGGCAAAACUACAGCCCCAUGAAUCAGCCACGGGAACUGCCUCAAAUGUCCAUUCAGGAGACAGAUGGUUUAACAUUAAGAAAUAUUUCAGCCAAGACAUCUGGCUUCUUCAUUUGUACCUCGAAAAAUAAGAUCAGAGCUGCGACCUGCAAUAUCACCUUAGCAGUAAUGCCACGUCUACUGAGCAGAAAGCGAUUCUACCAAUAG
Amblyraja radiata (thorny skate) is the source of this 788-nucleotide messenger RNA. RefSeq names its product cell surface A33 antigen-like. Lineage: Eukaryota; Metazoa; Chordata; Chondrichthyes; Rajiformes; Rajidae. Gene Ontology annotation, cellular component: plasma membrane. The coding region runs from base 66 to 788 and encodes 240 amino acids. The transcript has 6 exons. The record is from RefSeq and is a predicted model, not a curated record.